UGGGCCGCCGAAGCAGAGCGCAUGAAUUUAACCACUCAGCCAUGGGGCUGGCCCCAAAAGUAUAGUCUUUAUUCAAGGUGGCAGUGCAGCAGCUAAAAAUUAUUUUGAGAAGAGGAAAAUAAAUACUGGAAAAUAACUAGUAAUCACCACACUUGACCCCUUUGGCCACUCAAAUAUCCUAAGCUUUUCUUCCCAUACAUAGAAUGUAUUCACCUCUUCUCUCCUCUGUUCAUUUCCUGAAUCCAGCUCAAAGUCCAUUAUCUCCGGGGAAUGUGCAGCCCUCUCUAUCAGGUCUGGUUGUGGCUCCUCCUGGUCUGGAAUUCUAUGAACUGCCAUCCGCCUCAUAUAUACACAUUCAGUAUACAAAGGAAACUCCCAUCCUUAAAAAGGAAAGGAUGAGGACUGGUUCCAACCAGUUAUCAAAUCCUCUUGGGAAGGAAUGAGAAAGCUCCUUGAUGUGGCGAUUUAGUAAGUCCACCAGUUUAUUCGGCCCUCAGCUCUGCCCUCUCUGUUUCCCUGGCAUUGCCUUAUAGAUUGUUCCUUAGCUAUUAUCUUCUGUGGCUGCCUCUGACAUGGGCUCUGGGGAGUAGGCCCCCCUUGGGGGCUGCACACCUUCCACAACCUACUCUAUUUUGAUUAGGUUAGGAACCUGAGAGUUCCUUUAGGGGGUCAUCAAUUACAGGUUUUUUUUCUGGGGGGAGUUGGGAUUUCUUUGGCAGUUUUUUAAAUAAAAUUCACAGGUCUGCAGUCUUUUUGCUUCUGGUCAUUCCAUGAGCAAGAUCUCAUCUACAGUUAGUUUUUAAGGCUGAAAACUCUGGUCUUUUAUUUACUGCUUCUGUGCUCUACCCAUGGAGCUCCCUCAAUUUAAGGGUGCUUACCUUGAGACCAUUUGAAAUAACAUGCUGGACUGGGAAGGCAACACCCUUUAUCUGAUCCAAAGCUCAGCUGGCUCCUGUUGUCUGAUAGACUGCUUACUAGAAGGUGCUUGAAGAAGGGUUUCAUCUGUUCUCUUAUCUCCUGCUAAGAUGGCCUCUUCAGAACCACUUUUUCUAAUUGCUUCUACUUUUCCAACCUUGCCACAGUCCACCUUCUGGGUACUGAGGCCACAGACAGAGGUUACCCGCUGUUAGCAGAGCUGAAUUUCCCUCCAUCUCUGCUUGUUGAUUUGCUAGUUCCAACUUGACCUCAUCUUUCUCCCAGGGUUUUCCAGAAAAUGACGAGAAACAAUGAACCCAUGCUGUUGAGCUCUAGGCUCUGUGGGCAUGUAGUCAGCCUUUCAGGAUGUCACAGGUGACAGUUUUACUAAAUGUUUUAUCAGAUAGCAUAGCACUGCUGAUCAGCUUUCUAGUCUGAAAUAUCUGGGUCCUUGGCAUCCAUUGCCCGACUGCUAAGCCGGUGUCGUAUGCAUUUUAGGUUCUACUAUGGCAGCAACCCACCUUGGGUACCAAAUUCUGUCUUAGAAAGGAUGAGUGCAGGGGCUGUGCCUGACACCUGGAAUAACAGUGACUUAAGUAAAGUGAGUAAGAGUCUGAGCUGGUAUGACAGCUUUGCUCUGAAAGUCAUAGGGUGUCAAGCCCCUUCUGUGUUGUCUCUUCCCCUCUUGUGGGUGUUGCUCUCAACUCUGGUCCAGGAUGGCUCACCGCUGUAUCCACAUACUGACCAGCAAGAAGGAAGAAAGGGGGAAGGGAAGAGAACACCCUUUCCUUUAAGGGCAAACCCACCAGUUGUAUACGUCACUUCUACUACCUUCUCAUUGGUCAGAACUUAGUCACAUGGCCACACUGGCUGCAUGGAAGGCUGGAAAAAAAUCAUAUACUCAACUGUCUAUUACUAUGAAAGAGAAAGGGGAAUGGAUAUUGGGAGUUUUGGUGUCUUUGCUCCAGAUGUAUUAUAAAAACCUUGGGUAAGCAAUCCACCUUCAACUUUUCCACCUCAUACUUCAUAUGAAAUUUUGAGCACUGUAUUUCUGAAAGCUAUGUUUUCUUUAUAUUUUCACUAACUAGGAUCCUGGUCUAGGCCUUCAGUCUGGUCUGCUGCGAAAAAAUAGUUUAAUUCAAGGGUUCUUAUCCUGGGCCCAUGGCUCCCUGUGAAUAGCUUUCGGAAAGUCUGUAUACUUUGCGCAUCUCUGUGUGUGUCUGUUUCUAGGCAAAGGGCCCACAGCUUCCAUUCAAUUCUCAGAGAUCCAUGUCUUCAAAAAGGUGAAACUGCUGACCUCACUGGUGUUAUCAUUUACAGCCUCGUUCUCUUCCAGCAUAGUCCAGUCUUUCUAAACCAUUGGUUUCUUUGAGUCAUUUUCCUACUCGGGUCUCAAAAGGCUCUACUUUGCCUCUCAGAAUAAAAUCCAAAUUCUUUAGCUUGAUAUUAUAUGCUGUUCAUAUGAUAUCUUUCUAGACAAUUCCAGGCUAUCCAAAUCUGAACACCCCCAACUCUCGGUGUGGGCCCUAGGACUCUAUUGAACUUUUCUGACUGUGUGCAGUGUUGUGUAGUGAUCAUCUUCUCACUUGCCUUGUGAGAUCCUGCCUGGUAAAGACCUUGUCUUAUGUUCCUCUUAUGUCUACACUUAGCUGAAUAUUUAUUAAAUGAUUUAUUCCUACUGAGAAAUGGAAAUAAGGUUCUGUAUAUACAAUUUACUUGUGACAUUUAGUGCAUCUGAAUUUAGCAUGUACAACCAUAACACCAUGUAUCAAGAAAGGAAGCACUUUGUGUAUUGGGUAAUACACUAUAUUACUAUGUUUUAGAAAAAGGAAUAACUUCUUUUUUGCUGAUGAAGACGAUUAAGACUUGCUGUGUUUUUCCUUAAAUUCUCUGUAAGUGUGUGCUCAUGGCCAGUUCCGUUAAUUAGAACAGGAUGCUGAUGAGGCCAAGGAUGUGGUUUGAUCAGCUCUAUUCUUUUUCAUGACCCUGCCAGUUGUCCUAAAAGGUACCAUCUUGGUUGAAGGGAAUGACUGAGUUAGUGUGAUGGCUCAUGUACAUAACUCUAUGGUAUUGGCAAUGUAAAUCAAAGGACAACCCUAGUCAAAAUGGACACAUGGCAUCCUCCCAUAUCAAAGGUGACAGCGAAGUGGGAGGAGGUGUGGUCAGAGGUACGGUUCCUCCCUUCUCCUCUUUGUGCUUCAUCAGCCUUCUUUCUGCAUAUGUUUGUCUUGGCUGAGAAUCAAUGCCUGCAGAGGAUGACUACAUCAUUCGCUAAGACUUUCAUUGUCUUAGGCUUUAGAGAGAUACUGAAUUUGCUUCUAGUAACCUUUGGGAUGGCAGUAGUUUCACUAGUUAAAAUUUGACCUAUAAUGAGCGUCCUUUGUAACUGACUAUUACUUGCAGCUUGUACUUUAACCUGGGUAAACCUCAGUUUUCACGUCACUUGGAUUUGUUCAUCAACAAUCCCAAUUUAAAGUGGAGGUGGGUUUAGGAGUGGUGAUUCAUGGAUAUAAGUUUCACUAUGGAGGAUUUGGAUUAUAAAAAAAAUAGCAGAAUUUAGAGACCCUCAGGAGAUGGAAGCCAUAGGAUUCCAAACAGUGUUUGGUGGUUACUGACCUUGGCAAUGAGCCUUAGUAGUUGAAGUGAGGUUGUAGAUACAUUGCAUGUUAGAAAUAACAGGAACCUUUACUGGAGUCAUGGGGAAAAUGGUUGAAGAAAAUCUGAUUGCAUUAGAGAUUUUUAAAAAUCUGGAUGAUUCUGGAGCACAAAUGUAGACCAAAAAAAGCUAAUGACAUUAGUUCUUGUACUUUUUGUUGUUGUUUUUAAUGUCUCAAUAACUUCUAAUUCUCUCAUCCCUUUCACUAUAGGCUGUGGACUUCCCUUUUGAAUUGUUAUUAGAGUGUAAUGGAUAAAACAUUGUAUUGAAGUCAAAUAUGCUUGAAUUCAAAUUCCAGCUGCUUCUUUACCUAUGUCACCUUUUGUUAGCCACAUGACCUCUUUGGGCCUCAGCUACUCUUCUGCGCAUGGGGGGACCUAUUUUAGAAUUGUUGCAAGAAUUAGCUAACAUGAUGUGUUUGAAAAAUCCAGUACAAUGCAUGCAAAAGUUAGUACUCAGUAAGCAGUCACUAUCACUUAUUAUCAACCUGUGACCCUUACUUAUCUAUCUUGGCAAUGAUUUAAGAAAGGAUUUAAAAAAAUGUAAAGGCAGAACAGGCUUUCUGUUUAAAGUCUGUUUUUUUUGCAAGAAAGAAGCAACAGGGAAAAAAUUUAUUUUGUAAAACUGUUGUGUUUGAGACGGGAAGGGAGGGUAUGAUAGAAAAUGAACUCAGUUGCACGGCCUAGGUCUAUCUGAAUUUAUUGAACAGAAUAUAGUAUGCUGGUACAAAGUCAUUUGGCUUUUAAUAUGGUUAUCUAUGGAGUUCCUAAGUUGAAGCUGGAGGCAGCCACCUCAUUUUAAUAGGGUUCUAAGGGAUUCCAAUUACGAAAUUCCCUUUCUUGGAGUUUUCACUGUUUUUAUAGAUAUCCAGUGCUCCCACUUGCCUUAAGCAUAUGCUGCCUUAAAUGGAAAUAGAACUAUGGAUAUGGUCUAGAAAUCUGGGGGGGAGACUAUUUAUGACCAGAUCAUAAAAUAGAACUGUAUUGACUUUUAGUUUAAGUACUAAGUUUAGUUUAAGUUGUCUGUCAGUGUACUUCAUGCUGGUUAAUUUGAACAUUUUUCUCCCUAAAACAAAACAGUGUUCUGUGUCCCUACCAUGUUUGCUUACAACAGAGAAUAAAGUAGUUGAUAUAGAGAUCCCUAUCAUAAUAGUUUUUAAUCUUGUAUUAGCUAAGGUUCUUUUAGUCACAAGCAACAGAAACCCACUCCAGCUAUCCUAAAGAGGGGAUUUUAUUUGAAAGAUACAAGGAUGUCUUCUAGAAGUGAAGGAUGUGUCAAGCAACCGAAACUCGGGUAGGGAGUAAAUCAGGGCUAACUCAGGGGAUAUUGGCAGGUGUGUGUGUGGACCCACAGAGCACUGCUGUUAAUGUGACUCAGUUCCUGUGUCAUCCAUACAUGUGUUGAGGGUCCCCAGUACCACCCUACGUUUGAGAUUCGCCACAAGGACUCAUGGCACUCAGCGUAUAGUUGUACUCGUGGCUAAGGUUUAUUACAGUGAUGUAAUAAGGUUAUACAGCUGGGUCAUAAUGGAAAAAGGCACAGGAAGAGCUGGAGGAUGUGUUGUGCAAGCUUCCUUAUGCUGUUUCUCCCAUGAGGGAUGACAGAGAACGCACUCUUCUUCAAGCGACGAAAACACAGAAACGUGUGUGAUGUUUCUGCCCCGGGAAGCCUAUUAGAGACUCGGCACCCAAGGUUUCUCUUGGGAAAUGGUCAUGUAAGCACCCUUUGCACAUGCCAAAAUUCCAGACUCCCAGAAGGAGAGCAGGUGUUCAGCAUAAACCACGCUGUUUGCACAGUUGAGGCAUAGAGGGCCACUCUUAUCAGUUGGGGACAGGUGAAGACAUUCCUGAACUCCAAGUUCCCGGACACCAGCCAACCUAGCAAGCAGCUUCUCUAAGGAUAAUAGUCUCAGGUUUACUCUUUUCUCAUAACAUCCCUCUCAAUUCCAAGUCUCAAAUUCUGGAAAGAUGGAAUCUGACCCACCUUGACUCAGGUGUCUUUGGAAUCCAUGAAUUUGUAGGGAGGCAGAGGAAGUGAUAUAGACAUGGUCACUGGAACCCACCCCCUGGAAUGGAAUUUCUCAGGAGAGAGGGAGUCAACAUGAGUGGGAAGGAUCCAUUGUGGGUCUUGUAUUUCCACGUUUGAGGGCUCUGGAAAGCUUUCAUCAUGAGAAUUCUGUGACUCUGUUACAACAUGCUGAAUCUCAGGACUGCAUUCAUGUAAUAACAAAUAUUUCUUGCGUCUACUGUAUGCCAGCCUCCUGAGCUGGGUGCAUGCCUCCAAUAUUUCCCAUUUUGUUUUGAAGAAGAGUAUCUAUGUGCUGUUGUUGUUUUCCUCUUCUCUCUGGCUUCUUAGGGAUUUAAACGUCAAAUUCAAUCCCUCUGAACUUUUGUAGAUAUCAUGAGUACUAAGUUUUUUGGGCAGUUUUAUGCCUAACAUAAAAGUAUUCAUUUUUCUCUUACAGUAAUCCUUCAAUUUAUACAGUAAUGGCAAGUUGUUAAAUGAAGAAUAUGUGUGUUCUAUUGCUGUGCCCUCAUUCUUUUAAAUCUUUUAAUGUCAUUAUUUGCUACAAGGUGAAGCACUUUUAUCCAAUGUAUUUGAAACUGGAAUUUGGCCAGUUAAUUUAAAAAGAAGUCAUUAAAGCAGGGCGUUUCAUAUCGAAAUGGGAGAUGCUUUAAGUAUUUUAACUUAAAGAUAUUUAUUUUUGUUGUUGGAUAUGCAAAUCUUUAAAAUUAAGAGGACUUAUGAAAGCAAUCCGAAUGCAAAAUCUCUCUAGAUUUUUAUGAUUUCUCCUCCAAUAUUUUACUUUUCCCCACAGCAAUAGCCUCAGGAACAGAUAUAACUGAUUCUUAUAAGCAUAUAGUGAAGUGAGGGCAGACGUGCUGGGUGUACCCGUGAGGACUCACAGAUCAAAGGCUCUGGGAGUGAAGGCGGCAGCAAGUCAGAGCGAUGGAUACAACUUAAAGAGCUCUUCUGUACAUGCUCACUGUGGAAAACUUAGAAAAUACGAUAAGCCACAAAAAAAUCAGGAAUUUGGACAUCACUAAGUUUUUGGUCUAUUUCCUUUAUAUUUAUGAAAUAUAUAUAUGAACACGUACAUACACAUAUGUAUGAAGUAUGCAGAUACUAAUAUGCUAUAUAUACUACAUAAUGAAAUAUAUAUUAUAUACUAUACACACAUUUUAACAAAAAGCAGGCUCAUGCUAUAUAUACUGUCUUAUAGUCUCUUUUGAUAUGAAUACAGUAAGAUUUUUCCGUGAAGCAUCCUCCUCCAACGUUAUUUUGCAAUGACUGUUGGGAAAUGGACAUUAGCUAUUAACCCUCGAGCACCUCCCUCAGAGCACUGGGGGUUUAUAAAGAGUUAGAGGACUAACAAUAGGGAAAUGUCAGCGAGGAAUGAGGAGGCAACCACUCCGCCUCAAUGUUUGAGAGGUGUGGGUGUGGGUCAUAAGUAGCUUUGUCAUCUAAUGAUGUCCUCUGGGGAAAGCGGAUUCCAGUCAGGACAGGAGUGCAAGGGAUGUUUAGGGAAAAGAUUAAGAAUGUAGGGAGAUUUGUUAAACAUGGAACAGAAUGCCAGAUGUCACAAUGGAAAGACCUGAGGGCAGAGAGGGAAGGGAUAUGGGACUGGGUCUGGGAGAAGAAACCAGAGCAUUGAAAUGAGGGUGUGAGAGAAAAUAGAUCGCCAGGCUGGAGUUGAUCACGGCCUUGCCAGGCUGGUGACGGUAUAUUGUGAGCACGGUCAUAAAGCUGCCCAAAUCAACCCCCUCUUCACUGGACAAGCCCUGCAGGAGAAUGUGCCUGAAAUCCAAGCCGUUGUGCAGACGCUGCAGGGACCUUUUAACACCACAGGAUUACUGAACAUGGGGAAGGACGAGGCCUCUCUUAAGGAAAUAUUAGCCUAUCUCAAUCAAAUCUACUGUGGGCAGAUUUCUAUUGAAACCUCCCAACUUCAGAGCCAGGAGGAGAAAGACUGGUUUGCCAAGCGGUUUGAGGAGCUGAAAAAGGAGACCUUUACCACAGAAGAGCGAAAACAUCUGUCAAAACUAAUGCUAGAGUCCCAGGAGUUUGACCACUUUUUGGCCACCAAGUUUGCCACAGUGAAGCGAUACGGAGGCGAAGGAGCUGAAAGCAUGAUGGGCUUUUUCCAUGAGUUGCUGAAACGGUCAGCCUACGAUGGGAUAACCGAUGUUAUUAUUGGGAUGCCCCACAGAGGGAGGCUGAAUUUAUUGACAGGCCUUCUGCAGCUCCCUCCGGAGCUGAUGUUCCGUAAAAUGCGAGGCUUGAGUGAAUUUCCAGAAAAUAUCUCAGCCACUGGAGAUGUCCUGUCUCACCUGACCUCCUCGGUUGACCUGGACUUUGGAGCACACCGUCCCCUCCACGUGACAAUGCUGCCUAACCCCUCGCACCUGGAAGCCGUUAACCCCGUGGCUGUCGGGAAAACCCGUGGAAGACAGCAGUCUAGACAAGAUGGGGACUACUCUCCAGACAGUUCGGCCCAGCCUGGGGACAAAGUCAUUUGCUUACAGGUUCACGGUGAUGCUUCUUUCUGUGGUCAAGGGAUUGUUCCUGAAACAUUUACGCUCUCUAAUCUCCCACAUUUCAGAAUUGGUGGGAGUGUCCAUUUGAUCGUCAAUAACCAGCUGGGUUACACCACUCCGGCAGAAAGAGGGAGGUCUUCCUUAUACUGUAGUGAUAUCGGGAAGCUUGUGGGCUGCGCCAUCGUCCACGUCAAUGGAGAUAGCCCAGAGGAAGUGGUUCGUGCCACCCGGCUGGCAUUUGAGUACCAGCGCCGGUUCCGGAAGGAUGUGAUUGUUGAUUUGUUAUGCUACAGGCAGUGGGGCCACAAUGAGCUAGAUGAGCCCUUCUUUACCAACCCAGUCAUGUACAAAAUCAUCAGAGCCCGGAAGAGCAUCCCAGAUACGUAUGCAGAGCACCUCAUUGCCAGUGGACUCAUGACCCAGGAGGAGGUGUCAGAAAUCAAAGCCUCCUACUAUGCAAAGUUGAAUGACCAUUUAACCAACACGGCGCACUACAGCCCCCCAGCCACCAACCUGCAGGCCCACUGGCAGGGCCUGGUUCAGCCGGAAGCUUGCAUUACCACCUGGAACACAGGUGUGCCACUGGACCUUCUGCGGUUUAUUGGCGGGAAGUCUGUGGAGGUGCCGGAGGAGCUCCAGAUGCACAGUCACCUUCUGAAGGUGUAUGCUCAGUCCAGAAUGGAGAAGGUGAUGGAUGGAACCAAGUUAGACUGGGCCACGGCAGAAGCUCUGGCCUUGGGCUCGUUACUUGCUCAAGGUUUUAAUGUCCGUCUGAGUGGCCAAGAUGUUGGCCGUGGAACUUUUAGUCAGAGGCAUGCAAUGGUUGUUUGCCAGAAGACAGAUGACACCUAUAUUCCUCUGAACCAUAUGGACCCUAAUCAGAAGGGGUUUCUAGAGGUGAGCAACAGCCCGCUGUCAGAAGAGGCUGUCCUGGGAUUUGAGUACGGGAUGAGCAUCGAAAGCCCUAAGUUACUGCCCCUCUGGGAGGCUCAGUUUGGGGAUUUCUUCAAUGGUGCCCAGAUCAUCUUUGACACGUUCAUCUCUGGAGGAGAGGCCAAGUGGCUCCUCCAGAGCGGCAUUGUUAUUCUCCUUCCACACGGGUAUGACGGGGCUGGACCUGAGCACUCCUCUUGUCGCAUAGAACGUUUCUUGCAGAUGUGUGACAGCAGAGAAGAGGGCGUAGAUGGAGACACGGUGAACAUGUUUGUGGUCCACCCGACUACUCCUGCACAGUAUUUUCACUUGCUUCGGAGACAAAUGGUUCGGAACUUCAGAAAGCCCCUGAUUGUUGCUUCUCCUAAGAUGUUACUCAGGUUCCCUGCAGCUGUGUCAACUCUUCAAGAAAUGGCACCUGGAACGACAUUCAAACCAGUCAUUGGUGACUCAUCUGUGGAUCCAAAAAAUGUUAAGAGUCUAGUGUUCUGCUGUGGCAAACAUUUCUAUGCCCUGCUGAAGCAAAGAGAAUCUUUGGGGGCCAAGAAGCAUGACUUCGCCAUCAUCCGAAUAGAGGAACUCUGUCCUUUCCCGUUGGAUUCAUUACAACAAGAGAUGAGCAAAUACAACCACGUUAAAGACUUCAUUUGGAGCCAGGAGGAGCCUCAGAACAUGGGUCCAUGGUUUUUUGUUUCUCCGAGGUUUGAAAAGCAACUGGCCUGCAAGCUGCGUCUGGUGAGCCGACCCCCUUUGCCAGCACCUGCUGUAGGAAUUGGCGCUGUUCACCUGCAGCAGCAUGAAGAUGUCCUCACCAAGACCUUUGCUUGAUGAAGUCCUUUGAAGAAAUCCUACUGCCUUUUAAGAAAACUGCCACAAAAAGGAAGGCCUUCCUCUCCUCUCUCCUCCUUCUGUCAGGUAACGUGAAAAGACUAGAUUCCUCCAGGAUGUUGAGAUUGAUGAGAACAGUUCAACCUGGAAUACGUGGAAUAGUCAAAGGAAUCGUUCAUCAAUACAGGAACCUGACAAGUACCUUUCAUCCUUAAAAGUACACUCGUGUUUAUUUUGGUUAGAUCUGAGUGAGUUGUGUAGCUAGGUCCUUAUCCAGAUGUUUUCAGACUCUCCUCUUUCUAAUUAACUUUCUAUACCCAGGAAAAGUUCUUUAGCCUGAAUUUACAGCUACAUAUAGAUUACCUCAAUGACUUGCUUGGUGCAUGUCACUUUCGUUGAUUUUAUUCAAAGCCCUGUGGACUACCAAUGUGUUCAUUUUAUGUCGUCUCUGGUGCUGCUUUCCAGCUACUGUGAAAAAUGUUUCACCAAACACUGUAGCAAAACUAUAUUGGUUUGUCUUCUUCAAGAUCGUUUUUUCACCCAUUAUCGUUAAAUAUAGGUCCUAUUAAAUAUGAA
Equus caballus (horse) is the source of this 10446-nucleotide messenger RNA. RefSeq names its product dehydrogenase E1 and transketolase domain containing 1 (gene DHTKD1). NCBI's taxonomy places the organism in Eukaryota, Metazoa, Chordata, Mammalia, Perissodactyla, Equidae. The record is from RefSeq and is a predicted model, not a curated record. Gene Ontology annotation, biological process: tricarboxylic acid cycle. Gene Ontology annotation, molecular function: thiamine pyrophosphate binding; oxoglutarate dehydrogenase (succinyl-transferring) activity.